ACCGCAUUUCCUCACCACUCCACCUUCUCCCACCUCCCUCUCUCUCAAUUCCAGCCGUUCAUUCUCGGCGAUGGAUCUCCUUCUCUUGCAGAAGGCCCUUUUCGCUCUCUUCUUCUCCAUCAUCGUCGCCACCGUCGUAUCAAAGCUACGCGGGAAGAGAUUCAAGCUCCCGCCGGGCCCAAUCCCCGUCCCUGUGUUCGGCAACUGGCUCCAGGUCGGCGAUGAUCUCAACCAUCGAAACCUGUCCGAUCUCGCCCGUCGGUUCGGAGAGAUCUUACUCCUCCGAAUGGGCCAGCGCAACCUCGUCGUCGUCUCCUCCCCUGACCUCGCCAAGGAAGUCCUCCACACUCAGGGCGUCGAGUUCGGGUCCAGGACCCGAAACGUCGUCUUCGACAUCUUCACAGGCAAGGGCCAGGACAUGGUGUUUACGGUCUACGGUGAUCACUGGCGUAAGAUGCGUCGGAUCAUGACCGUCCCAUUCUUCACGAACAAGGUGGUCCAGCAGUACAGGUACGGAUGGGAAGACGAGAUCGCACGUGUGGUGGAAGAUGUGAAAGCGAAUCCAGAUGCGGCAACGAAGGGGAUUGUAUUGAGGAGAAGGCUACAGCUGAUGAUGUACAACAACAUGUACCGGAUCAUGUUCGAUAGGAGAUUUGAGAGUGAGGAAGAUCCUCUGUUCGUGAAGCUGAAAGCAUUGAAUGGUGAACGGAGCAGAUUAGCCCAGAGCUUUGAAUAUAAUUACGGUGAUUUCAUUCCCAUCUUGAGGCCUUUCUUGAGAGGGUAUUUGAAGAUUUGCAAGGAAGUGAAGGAAAGGAGGCUGCAGCUCUUCAAGGACUACUUUCUUGAGGAGAGGAAGAAGCUCGCAAGCACCAAAGGCUCGGCCAGCGCAUCUGGGCUAAAAUGCGCCAUCGACCACAUCCUCGAUGCCCAAAACAAGGGAGAAAUCAAUGAAGACAACGUCCUCUACAUUGUAGAAAACAUCAACGUCGCUGCCAUUGAGACGACAUUGUGGUCGAUUGAGUGGGGCAUCGCGGAGCUCGUGAACCACCCCGAGAUCCAACAGAAGCUGCGUAACGAGCUCGACACGAUCCUAGGCCCCGGCGUCCAGGUCACUGAGCCAGACACCUACAAGCUCCCCUACCUCCAGGCAGUGGUCAAGGAGACGCUCAGGCUCCGCAUGGCCAUCCCACUUCUCGUCCCACACAUGAACUUGAACGAUGCUAAGCUGGCAGGCUACGACAUCCCGGCCGAGAGCAAGAUCCUAGUCAAUGCAUGGUUCUUAGCAAACAACCCCAAGCAAUGGAAGAAGCCUGAGGAGUUCCGCCCCGAGCGGUUCCUUGAGGAGGAGGCCAAUGUGGAAGCUAAUGGCAAUGAUUUCCGCUACCUCCCGUUCGGGGUGGGCCGCAGGAGUUGCCCAGGGAUCAUACUGGCAUUGCCGAUUCUCGGGAUCACGCUGGGCCGCCUGGUCCAGAAUUUCGAGCUCAUGCCGCCAGUCGGUCAGGCCAAGCUCGAUACGAGUGAGAAAGGAGGGCAGUUCAGCUUGCACAUACUCAAGCAUUCCACUAUUAUUGCAAAGCCUAGAGUGUUUUGAGGCUCUUAUUUCCUCUUUCUUUUCUUUUUCUUUGUUUUUUUUUUUUUUUUAAUAUCUUAUGUUUACUUUGAAAAGGACUCUUUCUAUCUUAUUUCUUUGAAUUUGUAUGGUGGAUGGUGUUGGCAAGAGGAUGGAAUGGUGGAUGAGUGAAAAUGUAUGGAUUUGUAUGGGCACAUUGCAAAGUUGCAAUAAAACGUGUAUGGUUUUGGGUCUCUUGCUAACAUGGGUGGGAGAUCAGAGCCGGCCAUCAGGUGAUCCAUGUUUCUAUUA
Molecule: messenger RNA, 1861 nt
Organism: Magnolia sinica
Lineage: Eukaryota; Viridiplantae; Streptophyta; Magnoliopsida; Magnoliales; Magnoliaceae
Product: trans-cinnamate 4-monooxygenase
Exons: 4
Coding region: 71-1591 (506 amino acids)
Biological process (GO): lignin metabolic process
Molecular function (GO): heme binding; trans-cinnamate 4-monooxygenase activity; iron ion binding
Source: RefSeq, a predicted model, not a curated record